AUGACUUCCAGGUCUCCGACUGUGGCCACUCCGCUGCCAAAAUCUUCUACCGCGCCCGAAAGCCCUUCGAAAGACGCGUCCACAACCCCACAAACCGUGCCCUUCCCUUCACCAGAGACCUUUGAGAUAAUUCCACCGUUACAUGGGAUCCUUUUGCGCCUGCUCACUGAAAAGGGGCCCUCGAAUGGGGCUGGCGGCGCGUCUGAGGGUGCCGCAGGAGCUAUUGAGCCCACGGAUACUCCCACCCAUAGUCAACCCGGGAGCUCCAACCUACCUGGAGGUGGGAAUCAAGAACCCACGGCUUCACAAGCCGUCUCAGACAUACCUGCCCUUGGCUCAAAUGCGAAUCAGCCGUUGAAUGUCAAGGAUCUUCCCAUAGUGACCAGCUCAGUCAAGAUCCGUAUUCAAAAGGCACGAGCGGUGGUGGAAGGUCUGCCGGAUGUCCAUCGAUCAGUGGAAGACCAGCAAAAAGAGAUUGCAGAGCUUGAGGACCGUGUGGGCCGCCUGCGGUCUGUCAUUGCAGAUUUUGGCGAGCGAGCUGGCCAAGCAUGA
This is a messenger RNA of Penicillium chermesinum, 552 nucleotides long. RefSeq names its product mediator of RNA polymerase II transcription subunit 9. The record is from RefSeq and is a predicted model, not a curated record. Gene Ontology annotation, cellular component: mediator complex. The coding region runs from base 1 to 552 and encodes 183 amino acids. The transcript has a single exon. Gene Ontology annotation, biological process: regulation of transcription by RNA polymerase II. Gene Ontology annotation, molecular function: transcription coregulator activity. Lineage: Eukaryota; Fungi; Ascomycota; Eurotiomycetes; Eurotiales; Aspergillaceae.